This is a messenger RNA of Bactrocera latifrons, 1213 nucleotides long. RefSeq names its product cathepsin L1. The transcript is spliced from 4 exons. The coding region runs from base 91 to 1143 and encodes 350 amino acids. Lineage: Eukaryota; Metazoa; Arthropoda; Insecta; Diptera; Tephritidae. The record is from RefSeq and is a predicted model, not a curated record. Gene Ontology annotation, molecular function: cysteine-type endopeptidase activity. Gene Ontology annotation, cellular component: lysosome.
AAGGUGGCUACUGUAUAGCAAGCAUCUUACACAACUSAACUACCGGUUAUUAUUAUUGUUAUUGGCAUUAUUUUUKAAAUUUUAGGCAAAAUGCGUUUCAGCUCGGCGGUGUGGUUGUUACCCCUCCUUUUCGCUUUAACUGUGGCACAAUUUUCGAGUUUAUUCAACGCUCCGAAGAAUAUAGGAAGCGGUUUUAGCAACUUCUUGARCGACCUGAAUUCUUCAACUCAUGAUGACUUCUUGAUAAAAACCGGCAAAAGCUAUUUGGAUGCUGCUGAGAAGCAAUUACGUGAAGCACAAUUUAAUGCAAAUAAAAAUUUGGUGGCCUUGACCAAUACCGCCAAGAAGGGUUAUACAUUGGCGUUGAACAAGUUUGCCGACAUAACUAGCGCAGAGUUCUUGAAAUUCUUCUGCGGUAUCUCCAAAUCAGCUAGUGGCGAAGCAAAGGCCAGCGCAGAUCGUCAGGAAGCCAAACCGCCCACCACCAGAGUGCCAAACGCCUUCGAUUGGCGCACUAAAGGCGGUGUUACACCGGUGAAAUUCCAGGAUAAAUGCGGCUCGUGYUGGGCCUUCGCUACCACCGGCGCCAUUGAAGGUCACGUAUUCCGUAGCACUAAGAAAUUGCCAAAUCUUUCCGAGCAAAAUCUAAUCGAUUGCGGUCCAGUUGAUUUCGGUCUAAACGGUUGUGAUGGCGGUUAUCAGGAGUAUGCGUUCGCCUUUAUUAAGGAUGAGCAAAAGGGUUUGCAAGACAGCGCCUCGUAUCCAUAUGCUAAUCAAAAGGAUACUUGUAAUUAUAAAGCCGGAAAUAAGGUAGCCGAAGUAAAAGGUUUCGCGGUGGUCAAACCAAAAGAUGAGAAAACAAUGAAAGAAGUUGUCGCCACAUUGGGACCGUUGGCAUGUUCUGUGUACGCGCCGGAAUCGUUAUUGCUUUACAAGGAAGGCAUCUAUGCGGAUGAGGAGUGCAAUAAAGCCGAAGUGAAUCAUGCGGUUUUGGUUGUGGGAUAUGGCAGUGAGAAGGGCAAAGACUAUUGGAUUGUAAAGAACUCAUGGGACAGCAGUUGGGGAGAAGAGGGUUACUUUAGAUUGCCACGCGGUAGCAAUUAUUGUGGCAUCGCCGAAGAAUGCAGUUAUCCAAUUGUUUAAAUUAUGCGAAGGAUUAACUAAUUCUUCUWUAUAGUGUAAUUUGAAGAAAUAUACGAAUUUAUUAAAAAAA